AUGGCUGAAGCCAUCACCUAUGCUGACCUGAGGUUCGUGAAGGCGCCUUUGAAGAAGAGCAUCUCCACCUGGCUAGGACAGGACUCAGAGGCUUAUGAGGAUGGGGAACUCACCUAUGAGAAUGUGCAAGUGCCCUCGGCUCCAGAGGGGCCAGUGGGUAUGGCUCCCCCUGGAUUAGAGAACAAAACAGGGGUCAAGCCGGAGCCACCACCUGCGGCCUGGAGCUCCGUGACGUCAGCUGCCGCCGGGCGGGUCAUCCCCCGUUGUGCAGCCUACACGUGGUACCUCCUCCUCGGCCUGGUCCUCACCUGCCUGCUAUUAGGGGUGGCCGCCAUCUGCCUGGGAGUUCGCUACCUGCAGGUGUCUCAGCAGCUCGGACAAACAGACAGUUUUCUGGAAUUUACUAAUAGCAGCCUCCACAGGCAGCUCUACCUAAAGAUAACCCAGCUGGGGCACAGGGAAGAGGAGCUGCGGGGGUCGAGGGAGAAGCUGACCCAGAAUGAGAAAGCGCUGCAGGUGGAACAAGGGCUUCGCCAGUCCACUGAAAAGCAAUUACAGGCCUGUGAGUCUGAAAGGGAGAAAACACAGGAGACUUUGCGAAGGGAGGAGGAUCAGAGGAGCAACUUGGAGCAGAGGAUCAGCAGCAUGCAGAACACACUGAAGACUAUCUUCCAAUGUUCCCCACCAGAAAUCUGCUGCCCUGUAGGAUGGCUUCUGAGGAGAGAAAGAUGCUUUUAUUUUUCACCUACUCAGAGAACUUGGGAAGACAGCCGAAAAUAUUGUCAGUCUUUGUCCUCUGACCUGGCCGUAUUCAAAGAUGUUAACUAUUACCAAUGUGCCUAG
Messenger RNA from Elephantulus edwardii (Cape elephant shrew), 843 nucleotides. RefSeq names its product CD72 molecule (gene CD72). The record is from RefSeq and is a predicted model, not a curated record. Bases 1 to 843 code for a protein of 280 amino acids. The transcript has 7 exons. Lineage: Eukaryota; Metazoa; Chordata; Mammalia; Macroscelidea; Macroscelididae. Gene Ontology annotation, molecular function: transmembrane signaling receptor activity. Gene Ontology annotation, cellular component: plasma membrane.